Molecule: messenger RNA, 1464 nt
Organism: Lacerta agilis (Sand lizard)
Lineage: Eukaryota; Metazoa; Chordata; Lepidosauria; Squamata; Lacertidae
Product: probable enoyl-CoA hydratase echA8
Exons: 6
Coding region: 10-1155 (381 amino acids)
Molecular function (GO): catalytic activity
Source: RefSeq, a predicted model, not a curated record
UUGGAGGGUAUGGCUUUCCUAUCUUCCCAAGUAGGCUUCGUGGUCUCCAGCCACGUAUGCAAAGCAGGGGGAGAGGCUUUCUUUGUGCAAAUAAGGGGGCUGACAGCAGCUCCGCAGUGCCAUCCAAGUCGGACUUCGGGGCCGAGUAAACAACGCUCAUUCCGCUUCGACACCAUAGCGGGCGCCGCCGAGCCCUGCCGUCAUUGGAGCCCCGUUGACCUCUCCAACUGCGCGCCCUGGAGAAAUGGCCCAGCGUCUCCUCUGGCUCCAGUGCGCGCCUCUCUUCAGCCGAGAGCAGCCGCGGGGACCCCCGCCAUCGUUAUGCAGGCGAGCUCGGCCAGCUCGAGUGCCGGAGAGCCGCCCGGAGAAGGAAGAAGGAAUGUAAUUACUGAAAUCCGAGGGACCAUAAUGACAAUUGGCAUCAACAGGCCUGAAGCCAGGAAUGCUGUGAACCAGGAGACUGCACGAUUGCUGGUGGAGGCUUCCAGGUCGUUCGAAGAGAACAGCACGUUGACUGUGGCUGUGCUUCAUGGGUUGGGUGGCAAUUUUUGUGCUGGUUAUGAUUUGAAGGAGUUGGCCCACGCCCCUGCCUCUAUCAAAUUGGAACAAGAUGUCGCCCAAACGCCUGGCCCCAUGGGUCCUUCCCGGAUGAAGUUUUCUAAGCCAGUGAUUGCUGCGGUGAGUGGAUAUGCAGUGGCUGGUGGGCUUGAGCUGUCCCUCUUGGCUGACUUGCGUGUGGUAGAAGAAACCGCAAUCUUCGGAGUGUUCUGUAGGCGUUUCGGUGUUCCGCUGAUAGAUGGUGGCACUGUUAGACUACCAAAGCUAAUUGGCCUUUCACGUGCCCUGGAUCUCAUUCUCACUGGGCGGCCCGUUGGUGCGCAGGAAGCAUUUCAGCUUGGACUGGCUAAUCGAAUAGUUCCCAGUGGCCAAGCCCUCCAGCAUGCCAUUGAAUUAGCAGAACAAAUUUCAGCAUUUCCCCAGCACUGCUUGCGUGCAGACAGAAAUUCUGCUUACUACAGUGCGUUUGACGCCUCUUCCUUCACAGAAGCCAUGCAGUUUGAGUUCGACACUGGAGUACAAGUGGUAUUAGAAGAAUCUGUUCCUGGUGCUAACAAAUUCAGCUUGGGGCAUGGGCGUGGUGGGGCAAAGUUGUAGCAGUUGCGUAUAAUAGCACUUCGCUUUGCAUAUCCCACUGAAAUGCAGCCUUUAAAAUGUUUUAUAGAAAAUCCACACUUGAACUAAUGCUAAUGAGGGCUAUAUUUCUCAAAAAAUGUAAAUGUAGCUAAGAAUUGCCAGCUAUUUUUAUAUUUAAGGCCUAAAAUGGUCACAGAAACACUGCAAUUCUUACCUGGAAAUAAGUCCCAUUGAACUCAAUAGGAUUUAUAGCUGAGCAAGACAAAUAUAGGACUGCUCUAUUAGUGUUUUUAAAUGUGCCCAUGACAGUAUGUGUUAAUUAUUGCUUCA